UGAAUGUCCCUUAUGGAGGGGCUGGCUGCAGAAUCUGAAUCUUUGGAAAAGAAAGCCCUUUUCUCAAGGGUAAACCAUUGAUGCAAAAGACUUGACUCCAUAAUCUCCAUCUGCCCUAAUGCUGUCAUCUGGAGUAGAGACCCAGCCAGUUCCACUUGAUUCCUCCAUGUCUGCUGUGGUACAGGAUUUGUACUCGGAACUCUCAGUAAGUGUCUCCAAAGAGCUUCAUGCUGAGCAGGAGCCAAGUAAGAUUGCAGAUGUAAAGCCUGGAGCCUCAUGCUCUCCUCUAAGUCAUGGCUCUCCUCUAAGUCAUGGCAGGGCCUCACCCCUGGGGUUGCAGAGGACUCAUGCAGAAGGUUGUCGAGAAGAAAGCUCUGAGACCUUGGAUUGUCGGGGCAAGAAUGGGUGGUGCGGACUAGUGGAUCCUACAAGAGAUCCUGUGGCUUAUGAGAUCUUGGAUAGGGAAGAGAGACCCAAGAGAAUGGAGCCAAAGGUCUCCAGAGAUCAAGGAGACCAGGCACAAGUUUUCAGAGACCCAUGUGAGGGAGCAAAGGAAGACCCGUGCCAACAUUCCACAGCUACUAAAGAAAAGAUCUGCCCCUGUCAGGAUCUCCUCCUGAGACAAUCCAAUAAAAGACCUGUAUGUGCAGACCUCCCUGGAGAUCCACAAAAGAUCAGAGGAGAUGUACACAAUACAACUGCAACUCCGCCAGAACUCACAGAAGAGAGACAAGCAGGGAACUCUACUGUUUCCAAAAUGAGCAGAGGGAAAGAAGAGUCAUGUGACUUACACCCUCUCUGUGAAGAUGACAAUCACCAGCAGAGUCUCAGCCACUGCAAGGAAAAGCACAGUUCUGCACAUGAUAGCUCCAUCAUUAAAGGAAGCAUAGAUACUAUAAAGCCCUCGGAAGAAAAUUCUAAAAUUUUAUAUCUCACAUCAUUUUUGUCUGGUCCAAAAUCCUUAGAAAAAUGUGGUUUUGAAAGCAGUGGAUUGAUAAAGGCAUGUGCUGAAAAAACCCAGAAGGUUGAUCAAAUCAAGGACUUCACUUGUGGAGAAGAAAGGACUGUGGAAUCCAGUAACCACAGCAACUGUCACACUGAAGCUGGUUGUUCCUGUACAGACAGCUGUACUUCCAUGUGUAAUUCUUCUACUGAAGCCACAGAAAUUAUGUUUAAAAAAACCGAUGUGAAAAUUACUUUAAACCUUCAUGGUAAUUUGAUAAACUCUGAGGACCAUAGAAAAACUGUUGAUGUGACCCAUCCUGAGAAACGCUCUGAGGAAAGCAGCUUUUCCUUGUUGGUGCAUAUUGGAGAACCUGAACAAACAACUGUAAAGUCCAGUGCAUUAAAUGGGAAGAUUUACAGUAAGGAUGCUACUAAGUCUGUAGUCAGCAUCCAGAGGAGUCUGGGUGACUCUCUGCCAAAUACAGCAUUGUGCAACAACUUUCUGUCUGAAAGAAAGCCUUCUCAGAGUUUGAUGUCAGAAGACCCAGGACGUUCUGAACAUAAUGAAAUAUCAAAACCCACGAAAGGUACUGCAAAAUUACCAUCAUCUCCAGGAAAACCUGUUCAGACCUCAUGUGACAGCAUCUCACAUUUUGAUGAACCCAUCACCACCUGUGAGAUGAGUGAACGUUCUCCUAACCGAGCCCUGGUUGCACACAAAAUAGAGCAUGAAUGUGUUUCACAUCAACAAGUGUCCCUUAGUUCUCAAGACCAUGUGACAACUGACUCUCUAAGUAUAAACAGAGAAAUGCCUUCAGCAACAUGCAGAGAUGUUCAAGAGAGCCAUCAUUCUCUGGAGAAUGGNGUAAAUGUUACCCCUGAUACUCAAACCAUUCCUGCUGAGACAAAAAUGGAAGCCAUGUCUCCACAAGGUGACAGAGCCUGUGGUGCCUCUUCAUUCAUACAAACCUUAAACAACAAAACAAGAAGCUCAGAAGGGCAAAAAGAAAUGACUGCUGUACAUUCCACGUUCUUCUCAAGUGUGAGAGGAACAGCUGCCUCUUCCAUUGUCACAGAGUGUCAAAAUGUCCAGUCUCAGGAUGCCUUCAGCUGUCACUGCAUAACACGAGAUGCAUCUGAAAAGAACACAUGUUCUGCUUGUGCUGCCUGUGAACCGAGAAAAGAUUCUCUGAAAGUUAGCAACUGUAAAAUCAAAUGUGGAAAUACAUCUCAGGAUGGUAAUCACUGUUCCCAAAGACCAGAAGGUUUUGUAGAAAAGAGCACNCUCUUGGAGNGUGAACCUGCUGGGAGAGAAGUGCAAAGCAGCUUUCUAGGAGGCAAANUCAGAAGUGCAGUGGCAGCAGCUGUGACACAUAGUGCUUCUCUGAACACAGCCACUCACAUGGAAACUGGUGAUGAAGGACUGCUUGGAAAGAAACAAGAUNAACACANAGNCACUGAGAUUUAUAAACACAGCAUCUCUGCUUGUGACACNCAAGAACUAAAGCAAUCUGCAAACAUUCCAAGUCCUGAAACAUUAGUGGACCAGUCUCUGAGUGUUAUUUCAUCUCAUUUUAAAACCAUGUACCAAGCAGCUGAAAAUCUNCANCAGAAAGCAGAUGAAGUCUCNGACUGUCAGAGUAACCAAAAUAGUCUAGACAANUGCAGAUGUGAAGGUAAGCCAGCCGGGGAAGGACUAAAUGGUGACUCUGGAGAGACCGUCCCUGAGGUCAGCCACAGGCAGAAGGAUCUGACAGUCAGCUCAGGCAGUAAAGUCCCUCUGUCUUGUGGUGGUUUAAAGAUAAAAGAUCCCAAAAGAGCCUUUAUAGAUAUUCCUGGUUCUGAAGAGUUCACACACAGUAUGCUAGAUGUCAUAUGUCCAAACUGCACAGAUGAGCCUCCAGAGAGAGUGCUGGGUGUGGAAGCAUCUAGUCUGUCUGGUCAUUGUACAAGGCAAGAUACACUGGCAUACCACGAGACUAUAAGAAGUACCUCAUUGCUUCGAGGAGAACUGAAUUUUGGAUUUAAAGGUACAGAACUCCCAAAUGCUGCUGUUGCUUCUUCAGUAGACUCUCCUGAAAUACAAAAAUCACGUGAAGAAAAAGUAUGCAACUCUCUAAAAGACUAUGAAAUGGAAGACUGUCCAGACUCCUCCAUUGAUCAUGAAGGAAAAUCUGCUGUGGAUCAUGAACCAAAUCUAAGAGCACUGGAUAGAGGAGGUGUAUCUUUAUACUCCAUUCAUUGUGAGCAUCAAGGUAAAGGAGGAUCCCUGAUAGAAGGGCUGAGACUUGAAGCAAAUUCUGAGUUUGGCAAGAGGAAAACCUUUGGAUUAUCCUUAAAAGACUCAGUGUCUCCUGGGGGCCAAGACUCUAUCAAGAUGGUGCAUUCUUGUCUGUCUUCUCGGGAACAUUCACCAGCUGGUGUUUAUGAUGAAAUUCCUAACUCAAAACAUCACUUUAAACCCAAAGAUGAUGAAAUGCUUUGUGAAAAUGUCAAGGAUUGCACAGUCCUUUCUGACAUGAAGGAAGGAAUACCAAUGGAUUUGCAUAGUGAAGGAGAUAGCACAUACAUCAGUGUCAACAAAAAUGUUUGCAAAACUUGUCACUCUCAUAAGAAUUCCAUUGAUAAACAUUUGCCUAUGACAAUGGAAACAGCAAUUAGAAUGAAUAAAGAAGAAACUGAAAAACAUCAGAUGGGACUACUGGGUCACAUACCUGUNGGAGAAGCAUCUGAGGAGACUAUCACCAGAGAAGGUCAUGGUGGUAAUUCCCAGACCCACUUGAAAUGCCAGAGAGUGCAAAAUGUUACUGAAGCCCCACAANACCNGGGAGCUGUGGACUCUGCCUUGCCAAAGGAAGNNUGUACGCAUCAAAAGGGCACACAUGCACUGCUGGAACAACACUUGUCAUCAGGCACAUUGUCAGAUGAGAUGCAGGAUAAGCAACCUGUGGCCGACCAAGAAGAGUCCAUCCUGAUGGGAGCAAUCGCCCUAAGAAAGCCAUCCAAGGACAGAAUUGCUAGACAGCUUCAGAGGUUGAAAUACCCCAAAGAAGAAAGCUUAUGUCAUUCAUUAAAGAAAGACACUGAGUUAUGCACAGGUACUUGCCUUCCUGGUGCCUCCUGGAAAAAACAUGACCCCAGCUUUGCUGGAGGUGACCGAAUACACGGUGCCUUUGUGACUCUGUCACAUCAGCAAAGACUGCUUCCUGUAAAGAAGCAGCCGCAUCGGACGUGUAAGAGAAUUUCCUGUCAGGAGCUGGUCACUGUUCGGAAAAAAAUAAGUAAAGUGAGAAAUUCUGAUUGUGGAAAGAGUUUCUCUAACCCAAUCCCCACAAAAGCACACAGACUUCUCAGCCCAUGUAAGCCAUUGGAAUCUGAAACUGUAGCUAGCGAGAGCUUGUGUAGCCACAUACCAAAGCCGAAGGCUACUCUGUGCCAUUCCUUGAGGAGCCUGAGUUGUAGGAAGCCUACCAAAGAAUCAGCCUUACUAAACAAGCUNUCUGUCCUUGCCUCCAGACUGACAAUGGCAACAAAGCCCCAGAAACUCAGAUAUCGGCGGCGGUAUUCCUCUUCCCUUGUUCCAUUGGCUAAAAACUACAAGCGCCUCAGAUAUAAAAAGCUCCUAGAUGGAUUUUCACAUAAUGCAAUGCAGCUGGACCCAUAUUUGACAGCAACUGGGUGGAAUAGAGGGUUUAACAGUAGGCCCUUGGCACUUUAUUCUCUUGAAGCUGUUAAAAUGAGCUUCAUAGAUUUGAGCAACAAGAUGCCGUCACUGCUGUUUGGUACGGAAAACGUCCCAUUUUCCUUUCAUGUGAAAUCAUUGUCCAGCUGCAUGGCUGAGUCCUCCAGGACUUUUCCUGAGCACUGCGCUCCAUCGAGGCUUGCCUUAACAGAGGCCUCCCAGUGCUCAGCUCCAGCUCCCAAGUGGACCUUCUCUUUUUUCUUGUCCCAUGGUUGCCCUGGGAUGGCCACAUUCAGGGAAGUCACUGGCCUCAGUAGUCAGACACACACUCAGGCUCCUCUCCAAGAAUAUGGAGGCACUGCCAUAGUUCAGACCAGGGCAGACCGCUCUGGCCUUGGCCUUCACACACUUCUAGCACUUUGUUCACCCGGAUGUUACCGAAUCUGGACAAAAAGACGGAACUUCUCCAGUAAUAUGCCUAUCAUGCAGAGGCUCUUCCUGACCCAGUUUACACAGGGACUAAAAGGGUUAAGGUCUCCAGCCUCAGCAGAUAAGGUCUUCUGUUCUCUGCCCUACUCGGUGGGCCGGGUGUUGUCCCUUUGGAGCCAGCACGGGCCCUCUUGUACCUUCAAAUUGCCAGCUCUUCAUUCCACUCAUAGCAAGCAGCAGGGGAGCCUGAGCGCCCCGAGCAGCCACACCACCAUACCAAAUGUGCCUCUUCCAGGCAUGGGAGAUGUCCACAACACCAACAGCAGUCACCUGAGGCUAGAGCCUGUGUUUCCUGCCUUGUUGCCAAAGUCUUGCUUGGUAACAGAAGCCGCUGUCAGCACGCUGCUGCUCUCUGCCUCUGAGCUCGCGGCGGCUCCUGGCUAUGAUGAGCUGGAUGGUGUGUCAGCAGCCUGCCCCCGACCACAGAGCAGCCCUGCACAGCAGAAAGAGGCUGAGCCAGAGAAGAGACCAAAGAAAGUCUCACAGAUCCACAUCCGGAAAAUUAUCCCUAAACCAGAUCCCGACCUUACCCCAAUGGGCCUGCCUCGGCCCAAAAGGUUAAAGAAGAAGGAGUUUAGUUUAGAGGAAAUCUAUACAAACAAGAAUUACAAGUCUCCUCCUGCUAGCAGGUGUUUAGAGACCAUCUUUGAGGAACCCAAAGAACGAAAUGGUACCCUUGUCUCUAUCAGCCAGCNGAAAAGGAAGCGUGUUCUGGAAUUCCAGGAUUUUACCGUCCCUCGAAAGAGACGAGCUCGAGGUAAAGUGAAGCUGGCCGGCAGCUUCACCAGGGCCCAGAAGGCGGCUCUGCAGACUCAGCAGCUGGAUGCUCUUCUGAUUCAGAAGCUGAUGGAGCUGGAGACUUUCUUCGCCAAGGAGGAGGAGCAGGAGCAUCAGCCAGCUGCUGAGAACAGUUCCGGGCCUCCAUUCUGAACUUCUGCACACCUCCCUGGAAGAGGUUCCCUGAUUUUAAGCCCUGUGCCCAAACCACUCACAAUGCCCAGCCCAUGACUUUUUACUUAUUUCAAGGUGCAGCCUUUUUAGAAGCUGGUGAAGAAGGGCCCUCUAAUUCUACUGCUGAGUCUAGAGCCUCAGGAANGCUCCCUUUCUCCUGGGAAUGGCCCUGAGUGACCAGGCCACCUCCUUCCNGUCUCCCAUCACAGGUGGAAAAGCCACACAUCUUAAGCAACACUAGGAAUCUAAGGCCUCGUUGUCUGUGAGUCCACACGAAAGCUCCUCUUCAUUCAUGGUGCUGCUCGCCCAAGAUGACUUAGAAACCUGGCCUGGGGAGGACCUGGCUGCCUGGCCUUGUGUUCUCACCAACUUGUUAUGGUGACUGAGAAAGAUGAACUGGUGUGUUUCCUGACUUUGAUUCUGUCUGCCCAGGACCUUUAUUCUGAGAGAAUGUGUGUUUGUGUGUGUUUGUGGCUUUUCCCCAUCUUUUCUCCCAUCUGUGACUGCGGGUCACUAGUGCCAGAGGAGCCCGUCCAGGCCCCAACGUAAGUUGCACUUUUUAAUGUUAUGGUGUUGAUUAUUUUCAUUUUUUUCUUAUUUUGUUUUUUAUUAUUGCUGCAUGUUUGGGGUCUCUAAAUGUGAUUUUAAACCAUUUUGUAAGACAUUAAGGAGAAAGACAAUAUAUGUCUUAGGAGAAUAGGAGACAGGCAUUGAUCAGCACAUGGAGGGGCAGUGUUCCCAAUCAUGUGUUUCAGGCAGCCCUCCCCCACCCCCAGCUUUUCAUGUAGUUCACUAGAGGAAGCACUUUUUCACCUCCUUCUCAGUCCUGCCCACUGAAUACACAUGUUUAGUGACAUGCAUAAAAGCAGAUUUCUCUCGUAACCACUUAAAAAGUGUUAAGGUGGAGUGUGGUUUUCUCUGAAAUGUUGGUAUAUGGUGAAGUUAGCAGUGGUGUCAGAGGCUGACCAAGAGCAUCUUCAGCUGCUAGAGUGCCUGGUUCUGUCAAAGGCCAGAGCCAGUGCUCUCUGAGAGUGCCUCGUGGACUCUGCUCCCUCGUCAAACCUACUGGAAAGGUUUGCAUGCNACAAGUAGCACAGUUUCUAGGUUUGCGCCCAGAGGAGUCUGCAGGUGGUAGGCUGCGUCGUCUGAGCAGCAGGCCCUCAGAGCUCACCCUCCCAGUGUCCUCGCUAUGCUCCUUCCUCUCCUGUGUGUUCUCAUCCCACCCUCUCCCAUUCAUUCUUCACACCUACCACUCAGAGGUCAGAAGAAACUGCUUGGCUGAUGGCUUAAGAUGCUCAAGCUAGCUACUGAACAAUGCUCAUUUCUUCCCAUUCUCCUGGCUUGGUCCAGGGAUAUUUCUCUGUUCGUCUGUAGAGAAGAGUGAGCAGUGCUGUCCUGGAAUGUUGGCCAACGCUUCUAGGAUUCUUUCAUUCCCCAUUUGUCAGUGGCUAAGGAGAAGGGGCACCAGUUCAGGGUCUUUAUGUGCCUUUCCUUUAAUCAGUAAACUGGACAUAAGUAUGGGAAAACGUAUCAUGUCCUUCACCUCCUCAGCUGCUUAAAUAAGUUAACACACACCUGCUGGCCUGUGGAGACUUGCAGGUCAUAGCUCUAUCACAGAAGACAACAGGCUAGUUUGCACGAUGGUCUUCAGCAGUGUACGCAGAUCCUGGUUUACACAUGAUGCCCAGACCAUACAAAUGUGACCUGUGUUCACCUGAAUCUCUCUCCCUCGUUGGGGCAGGAGUUUUAGUUACUCAGUGCUUCUGAACCCUGUNUUGUUACUUCAGGGACUGAAAUGAGUUACACAUUUUGCCCUUCUACAAGUACAUCUGAGACACUGUACGUUAGACAGCUUGCAAGCUAGUGGGCAGUAAACAGCCAUUCAUCAGUUUAACCACCAUGGUUACUGGGGCAUCAGAUUAUCCAGAAGACAAUAAGGUGGGGUGUCCACAGCUGGGGUACCACCAGCAUACAGACCUCUAGAAUUUGUCCAUGACUAGUGUGGCAUGUAAGAGGCUGGAAACACUGGUCUGGACUCUUAGCAUCUCGGAGCACAGGACUUGUCCUGNGAAUGGAAGAGGAAAUCUGCCAUCUUGGUCUGCCCUCUGGCUCAGAACUAAGAGACUCAGUCACUCCUGUCUUACCAUCAUGUUUCACAGUGGUCAGCCAGCCUCAGAGACACCUUAGUGUCCUCAGAACCGUGGUCUUUGACAAUGACUGGAGGUGGUGGCUGCUGGCAUGUCACCUGCCAAACCUAUAGAUUGGUUCUGUAAAGGUAGAAUUUCUGAGGAUGGGGACUUCCCACCCAAGUGAUGAGAAGCUGCCAUUAAGCACAACAUACCUAGCUGUAGCUCACCUCGGAAGUUUAGUGUUUUCAUGAUUAUGGGGAAAGAAGAGAAAUCUCAGGUCCAGCCAGANUUNAGUCGUUUCCUUGGCCACCUNUCAGUCUCUCGCCAGAGCANCCUCCUNCCUCACUAGUGCCUGUCUUCUUUUCCUCCCCUGCUGUCCCAUCCCGCCUCUCCAUCCAUCUAGAUGUACCUCAUCACCUGUUAAAGCAGAUUGUGUCUGUCUUCCUGCUGCCCUUACUGUAAGAGCUGACUGAGAGAGGUGCAGUGGGAAGAGAUGAAGCUUUUUUGCCUUACUCGAGCCUGAAGAGCUCAGAAACUCAUGCUGUGAAUCCUAAACUUUGUGCUCCUCCAAGAGCUGUGAAAAUCAUGACUUUUUUUUUUUUCCACAAUUUUGCCUGAAAGGGUCUUCUGUGAGGGCUCCAGAGACAGCCUGAGGUCAGUUCUAGAUCCCACCCUCUGGGCAUCCUUCCCCUGGGUGUGUCCUCUGCCCACCAGGCUAAGAGCAGCAGCAAGUCUGCAGGGCUGUGGCAGCAGGUCCGGGGCUGCAGUGCAGCCAAGUGGACACAGCCCUCCAUCUCCCCAGGCUGGGGCUCAGUCUCCUCUGUACCAUGUGCAUUAAGAUCUGUGCAAGACCAACUUUUAGGUUGUNAUACUUUCCUCCUGGUACCUGGGGGGAGGGGAGUAUGCAGUUGGUGCUUUCUUUAAUAUCCUUGGUUUGUUUCUAUAGCUUUUCCCCUGGUAUCAUGAAAAGGGCCUUUUUAAUGACCACAUUGUGGGUGGCUGUAUCCAAAGCAUAAAUAAUUGGCCAGUGGUAUAGAAUGUCCUCAUCUGCAUUCCUGUCAGGAGAGGGCUACUUUCCUGGACUGAACUAUAUAGAACUGGCUAGGAAGAUGAGUUAAAUUUUGUUCAAAUCACAAUUAAUUAAUAUUCCAAUUUAGCCACACUUUGACCAGCAAAAGCUAUCUUGGUUGUGAAGCUGGGGCCCUCAUUUAGCCGCCAUCCAGCCCAGCAUGCUAAAAUCUGAGGCUCGUUCUGUCUUUAUAAGACUGUCUGGUGUUGGUUGGAUUUUAAUUCUCAACAAGAGAUCUCCUUAACCUAGGAUCUGGGCCAGUAAGUUGCUGUCCCAAGUGUUCCUGUAUUAUCAUGGCUAAUAGUUCAGUGAAAUGUAAUGCUAGUAUACAUGAUACCCUACAGUUCCUUUUCUGUUUGAUAGUUUGUGACUCUAAAUGCCCACUGUUACAUUAAUUAAUUUAUGGAAAUAAAUUUUUCUUGAAAACCA
Messenger RNA from Mus caroli (Ryukyu mouse), 9694 nucleotides. It is a transcript of the gene Prr14l, whose product is annotated as proline rich 14 like. Lineage: Eukaryota; Metazoa; Chordata; Mammalia; Rodentia; Muridae. The record is from RefSeq and is a predicted model, not a curated record.